UAGAUGGAUUGAUUAUUAGUUAAUUUGUAAUCAUAUUUUAGCUUAGUUAUUGAUGGUUUUCUUUCUUUUUCUUUGUUGUGUGGAUUGAAAAAUUACGAUGCAUCGAAUUUUAUUAAAAUUAUUCAUCCUGUUUGCAUUUUGUUUUGGAACAAUUUUUCUUGCCGAAUCAUUGGAUGAUUAUCAACCGAAUAAUAAUGAUCUAUGUGAUCGUUUGAUAAUUAAAAUGUUAAUAUGGCCUUGUGAUUGUCAACCUGAUCAGCCAAAUCGUUUAACAUGUUCCGGUUGGUUUGUAUCGAAUCGAUCAUUGAAAAAAUUCGAACAACAUAUAACCAGAUUAUUAGAUAAUGAAUCAUUAAUUUUACCAAUUUUAAAACGUUUAUUCAAUGGAUUUAAUCAAAUUGAAAUAUCCGAUACGAUGCUUACCGAAUUUAAUAUUAAAAAUAUUACAAAUCUUUUUCCAAUUACGGAUUUCUAUUUUGAUUCAAAUCGUUAUCUGAGCAAAAUCCGUUUAGGUUCAAAUAGAUUAGAAUUGAAUAAUUUUAUUAUUAAAAAUAUGCCAAAUGUCGAUAUUGAAGAGUAAAAUAUGUAAACGUUUUGUUUUAAUCAAAUUUUAAAUAAA
Molecule: messenger RNA, 619 nt
Organism: Dermatophagoides pteronyssinus (European house dust mite)
Lineage: Eukaryota; Metazoa; Arthropoda; Arachnida; Sarcoptiformes; Pyroglyphidae
Source: RefSeq, a predicted model, not a curated record